AUGGGGACACCCGCCUUUCCCGACCUGGGGAAGCACUGCUCGGUGACGUCAUGCCAGCAGAUCGACUUCCUUCCCUUCACCUGCGACAAGUGUCGCAUGGUCUUCUGUCUGUCGCAUCGCAUGCCGGCGUCGCACGAGUGCCCGCGUGCGACAGUCGGCGACGCUGUGGUGCUGCUGUGCCCGCUGUGCGCCAAGGCCGUGCGACUGGUGGGCGACGAGGACCCGAAUGUGACGUGGGCGCGACAUGAACGGUCUGGAUGCGAUCCCAGCAACCUGCAAAGGGUGCCAACAGACAUUGUCGGUUUCCUCUCUGCAGGAUGCAAGCAAGCUCUGUUUCCUCCCAACUCCGUCGUUGAGUACCCUUCCUCUUCUCUCACCUCAUCUCAUCAUCUUCCUUUCUGCCCCGCUACAGAGUGGCAAACAAGCGCAGGUGUGCUGCACAGGGCUGCAAGGAGGUGCUCUCACCAGCCGACACCGUCACACCUCACCCUUUCGAUCCUCUCACCUCACCUCCUCACUUCCCCCUUUCUUCCCACGCGCAGAGUGGCCAACAAGCGCCGGUGUGCAGCACAGGGCUGCAAGGAGGUGCUCUCGCCCGCCAAUACCAUCACCUGCCGCGACUGCACCCGCCAAACCUGCCUGCGCCACCGCUUCGGCGCCGACCACGCGUGCUCGGGCAGCCAAAAGAACUCGCAGCCCGUUUCGUUCUGGACAGCUGGUGGGGCGUACAGUGAGAAGCUGAUGGCAGGCGUGCAAGGCGCCAGCUGGUAG
This is a messenger RNA of Closterium sp. Naga37s-1, 771 nucleotides long. The record is from the annotation of a GenBank genome assembly. Lineage: Eukaryota; Viridiplantae; Streptophyta; Zygnematophyceae; Desmidiales; Closteriaceae.